Mugil cephalus (flathead mullet) is the source of this 4962-nucleotide messenger RNA. RefSeq names its product WD repeat and FYVE domain containing 1 (gene wdfy1). Lineage: Eukaryota; Metazoa; Chordata; Actinopteri; Mugiliformes; Mugilidae. The record is from RefSeq and is a predicted model, not a curated record. Gene Ontology annotation, molecular function: metal ion binding; protein binding. The transcript is spliced from 12 exons. Bases 83 to 1315 code for a protein of 410 amino acids.
CGGGUGUCAGCUGAUCCUCCUUCACUGGCGAGUGAGGAGGAAAACCAGCUGAGGGAAAACACUGCUGGCUAGUUCAAAAACCAUGGCUGCAGAAAUUCAUUCGAGGCCCCAGACCGCUAGACCGGUGCUUUUGAACAAGAUCGAGGGGCACUCAGACUCUGUCAAUGCCGCCGUUUUAAUACCAAAAGAAGACGGGGUGAUUACGGUCAGCGAGGACAGAACCAUCCGGGUGUGGCUGAAGAGAGACAGCGGUCAGUACUGGCCAAGCAUCUACCACACAGUCUCCUCUCCAUGCUCCUGCAUGUCGUACCACCACGACAGCAGGCGCAUUUUCAUAGGCCAGGACAACGGAGCUGUUGUGGAGUUUCUCAUCUCCGAAGAUUUUAACAAGAUGAACCACGUCAAAACAUAUCCAGCCCACCAGAACCGUGUGUCAGACAUGGUGUUCUCCUUGGAGAGUGAGUGGGUGGUGAGCACCGGCCACGACAAGAGCGUGAGCUGGAUGUGCACCCAGAGUGGCAGCAUGCUGGGCAGACACUACUUCACCGCCUGGGCCUCCUGCCUACAAUACGACCACGAGACGCAGCACGCCUUCGUCGGCGAUUACUCAGGACAGAUCACGCUGCUGAAGCUGGAGAAGCAGACGUACUCCACCAUCACUACGCUGAAGGGUCACGAAGGUAGUAUAGGAGCCCUGUGGUGGGACCCCAUCCAGAGGCUGCUCUUCUCGGGGGCCUCAGACCACAGUGUCAUCAUGUGGGACAUCGGGGGCCGCAAGGGACGGACGCUGCUGUUGCAGGGACAUCACGAGCGCGUUCAGGCCGUGCGUUAUCUCCAGCUGACGAGGCAGUUGGUGACAUGCUCCGCCGACGGAGGCAUCGCAGUGUGGAACAUGGACACGCAACGAGAGGAGGCUCCUCAGUGGUUAGACAGCGACUCCUGUCAGAAGUGUGAGCAGCCUUUCUUCUGGAAUAUCAAACAGAUGUGGGACACCAAGACCCUCGGGCUCAGACAGCACCACUGCAGGAAGUGUGGCAAGGCUGUGUGUGGAAAAUGUAGCUCCAAACGCUCCUCGUUCCCAAUCAUGGGCUUCGAGUUCCCCGUGCGGGUGUGUGACGCCUGUUUUGACACCAUCAAAGAAGAAGAUCGAACACCGUUGGCCACGUUCCACGAGGGGAAGCACAACAUCGCCCACAUGGACAUGGACCCAUCCAGAGGCCUGAUGGUCACUUGUGGAAGCGAUCGCAUUGUUAAGAUCUGGGAUAUGACACAGGUGGUUGGCUGUAGCUUAGCAACAGGCUUCUCCCCGCGCUGAUUGGCCCAGCCCGCCACACAGUGCCCCCUCUCGCCUCAUGCUCCGCCUGCUCUUCCAGUGUCAUGGAAACCCCUCUGUACAGUACAUUUCCCCAUCACGCCUGGGACUUUCAGCUCGGCCUGCUCUCUGUGAGCGAGUGUGUGUGCGUGCGCAUGUGUGUGUGUGCGUGUGUGUGUGUGUGCGUGCGUGCGUGCGUGCGUGCGUGUGUGUGUGAGUGCGUGUGUGUGUGUGUGUCCACAUUCCUUUUGCUUCUCAAAACAAACUUCUCCUUAAUUUGACUAAUUGUCAGUCUGGCAGCAAAGUGCAUUGGACUGAUUUUUGAUUUUUGAACAGAACCCUAAGCACAAUGGUGCGUGUGCGUGUACACGUGUGCAUGUAUUGUAAUGGUGUCUCCUGUGGGAGGACUGGUAUUGAUAUAACUGUUUACAUUCAAUAUAUCUGAUGCUUCUUUUGACAAAGAUGGUUGUUGUUUUUUUUUAAAUUGCCCUUGCACUGUAAAGUUAAGUUUCACUAAAUCGCUGACUUCCCAUUCCUGUAAAAAGCGUCCUCCUGUUUUGCUAUGAGUGUGGCCCACUAGCUGCAUAUUAACCCACUGUAACUUAAACCCCCACUCAUGUGUAUAUAACACUGCAUCGCGUGUGUAGUAGACGCCAGAAUCGACUCCCACCCGUCAAAGUCACCCGCUCCGCUCUCUCUUUCUCAUUUCCUCUUCUCUUUCACUAGUUGGCCUUAAAUCGCUCUCAGGAGGUUUUACAUCAGUAGGUUGUCUGUAGUUGGGGCUCUGAGGAUGUCAGUGGUAACCGGUAUUAGUGUGUGAUCGCUGGCGCACGCCGGGAGAAUCGAUCCUCCUCCUUGAUGGAUGAGGGAGAUCUCUUGAUGGGCUCGAAGCCGCUGCCGUGGAGAUGGGAUUCAGAUGUUUGCGUGAUAGCGGCGACCCCUGCUCCCACCUCGUGACACCCAGGUGAGCCGCUGGGGGAAUUAGAAUGCGUCGCCAUGGUAACGAGCGCCGACAGUGGCAGCAUCCUGUCGCAGCUUUUCCCGAGGCGGCCACUCGGGGGUGGGGGCGAUUGUUGUGAUUCGUUCCAGUCUCCAACUUUAUGCUGGUAGAAAACAAGUAAAACAAAUAAGCACAGCAUCACCACCUUUCAGACACCUCUGAUUUCCUGUUUCAGAAACGUGUCUGUUAUGGUGCAAAAGAGAAAAAAAAAAAAAAAAAGGGGGGCAGAAAGGCCCUCGGGUAAUGACAGGUACUAAAUGUAGCACUGUAUGCUGGCAUGCUGAGUUGUCUCUAGCUAAACGAGGAGUCUGAUCAGGACUGUUUGUGCUCCUUCAAAAGCCUUAAAGAGAGAAGGACACGCUCACCAAGCCUUUUCCAGUGGUUCGCCCGUGCUUACGACUGUUCACUCAUUCUCUCGAGCCUUCAUCUUCACGUGUGCGCUUCCUUUACAUCAUGUGUUUCUUUUCCUUGCUCCUUUUGUUCUGUUUUCUGUCCCCAGUUCUCCUGCCGCCACAACCCCCCCCCCCCCACGCAUACACAUCUGUGCGUCUCGUCUCACAGCGCUCUCGGCACUGCACUGAAUUGCACAACUCUCCGUCCCCGUCUUUUGAAACGAUCGUUUUUUUGUAUGUUCCGAUGUGGGAGAGGUAAAAGCUGGAUUCGAUGUAGCGUCCUUGUAAAUAGCGGCUAAUAUCUCCUAACGUUAGACUAACGCUUGCCUUAUUGUAAGUGGAAAAAAAUGAUAAUGUUUGAUUUCACGAUGUAGUCACAUUCCAGUUUUUUGAUCAUGUAGUGUAUAUUUAUAUUUGUAGUAAAGUAUUUAUCACUGUAAAUUGUCGUUUUAUUUUAGCCCAUCUAGUAUUUUUUGUUUUUUAAUUUCCCUAGAACACUUGGAGCGCUCCAUCCGUGGAGGAGCACAUUCGUAGUGGGGAGUGUGUGGGAGGUCGUGUAGUGUUUUCCACGCUAACGCGAGUGGAGAUUGAUUAUUGGUUAAUUGAGUGAGAGCAGAGGUUGUCUUGUCUGCUAUUGUUUCCGUCCGUCGUGUUUAGAUGUCACUCAAUACUCAUACUUGGGGUUACACUGACACUAAAUGCAUUUGUCAGUAGCGAGUACUUCACACUUCUGUGAUGCUUAAAUUGAACCUUCCUUUCUGCCUCCAAAACCAGAUUUUUCUCGCCUUCAGUCGAUGUCAGUUUAUAUUUGUAUUUCAUUAUGGGCCGUGUUUCAACUGACACAGAGACCUCUGCGCGGUCAUUUUGUUAGUUUUCCGUCCGUCAGCACAUAUAUAAAGCCCUCCCAAACGAUUUAAUUGGCCUCUUUGCUGGAGUGUCAUCAGUUUCCAAUGGAGAGACUUGAGACUGGAAUGGUUUCUAGGUCAGGAAAUACCUGUAAGAACCGGGUGUUUUGCAUAAUGACACAGGAGAAGCACCGCUUUAAAGCAUGCUUUAAAUAUAUUAUGCAUAAAAGACCAAAUGUAUAAUUAAAGCUGCAUUAACUGAUAUUGACGUUGCCUUUCGUGGCCAACCAAACCGGUGAAUGUGCUAGCAAAACAUCACCAACACACUGAUGCCACAGAGUGACUUGGUCAGUUGUUAAAUUAAAAGCAUGCAUUGGAGGAAAACAACACUGUCUGUGAUAUGUAUGUGGCAUUUACGGCUGAAAACGGCAAAUUCUGAGGGGAUGGCUGCCAAGUGCUAGACGUGUUUACCAGCUGGAUGCUAACUCCGUCAGCUAUGUUGCGCUUUACACUCGCGAGUAUUAAAGACGCUGCUGCAAACGCGGAGCUGCGAGACUGAACCAAAGCCCGUAAAACCCUAACAGCGAGCCUUAAGACGUGAUGAUUAAUCAGUUGGGUGUAUUAUUACGGCAACUGAUUAAUGGUUAAUGCAGCUUAUAAAAUAUAUUUGCAUGUUUUUUUUUCCCCUCUUUUUACCUGUGUGUUCUUAGUCAGUCCUGGCGAGCUGAUCUGACAGUCUUACCCCAAAGUGUCACACAGAGUCACUCCGCAAAGCGCCAUCAGGGAUCUACAGGGUUAAAGGCUACAGUACAAUCAGGAGUCAGAGCUCUCCUUUCCUAUUUCAGUAAACUGGACACCCAAUCUCCAUCCAGUCAUUUCUCCUUAUCGCGUCCUUGUAAGACGGGCGCGGCAGGCGGACGGGACGCUAUAUACAGGAGGCAUGAUGGAUGUCGGGAUUGGCCGUUCACAGAGAGAGGUAAUGAAAUAGAUCUCCAGAUUGUGCGCCAGGAAGGAAGGGGUGGGUUCGUCACGUUGUAAAUGGUUUCUGUGUCUUUCGCCAGAUGGAACGGUUGCAGGAGUCAUUUAGUUUUUGUCAUCUUUAGUUCGACAGGACGCUAGGACGGAUGGCGGCCACGUGGUCGCCCACAGGCCACAGCGGCGUUUAAAAAGAGCUCGAACGCCGCGGCCCCGUGACCACAAACCCUGUCCGCCGAUUUGACUUUUUCUCUUCCGACUGCUUGUAUAAAACCCACUCUCUGUUCCUGCAGGAUGUUGUUAAUGUAUAUCUCCAAAUAACUGUAUUUUUAAACACUUUUGUUGACAUUACAGUACUGACUUUUAGUCUUCCUGUGCCCUCAGAUCUGAGCACAGCGAAGGAAAAAAGAUGCAUAAUAAAGAUAUUUGAUAUCUUCA